This is a messenger RNA of Megalopta genalis, 6454 nucleotides long. RefSeq lists its product as uncharacterized. Gene Ontology annotation, molecular function: protein binding. The record is from RefSeq and is a predicted model, not a curated record. NCBI's taxonomy places the organism in Eukaryota, Metazoa, Arthropoda, Insecta, Hymenoptera, Halictidae.
UCCGUUUACUACUUCGAAAAUCCACUUUUCCUCGCACCUGCUUUCCGCGAACAGCAACCGCAAAGGUGUCGCGCGCGGAUUUCGCGGUUCCCGAAGGACAUCGACGAAGAGAUUCGGCAGUUGUCGAGCGUGUUCGUUGCCUCUCUCGAUUCCUCUUCGAUGCCGGGCGAGCCUGCCCACGUAUACCGGGUGUCGCGUGGGUGUAACGCUCGUGCUCGACGCGUGCACGUAGUGGGGAUCCUCCGGUACUCCACUGGCUAGGACGGAAAGGAAAGGAAAAGAGUGGUGUACCUACAGCUGGCUCGUAAACGCGAUUACGUUUCGUCGCUGGCAAACCCAUUCAGUGCUCCUUACGGUACGAAGGAACUUGGUGCGGUCGGUGCUGGCGUCCCGACGGCGGUCGUCGCGCAUCCUCCAGCGAUCGGCGUGGUCGGAACGACGAGGGACAUCCGCGCACAUGCACGCCGGAGCUGCGACCCGCUUGCGACCAGCUUGCGACCAGGAUCACGUGCGCGUCGUUUCAGGUGUUUUUGCUCUUACCUUCGGCGAGUGACGCGCGCGCGCCGGAAACACGGAUUCGGUGGCCAGCAGAGAAGAUUCCGUGCAGUUGCAACCGGCGACGCGACAACGCGACAAUCGCUUCCGAUAAGAGCGAAUCGUUCCCGAGUCGACCGCGUGUCAUCGGACUCUCGUCGGGGUUCGCUCUCGAAGGGGUGGCUACGACGCGGCUGUUCGGUCGGCGCGGGAUCGGAGCAUUUGGAGCCAACGAGAGAGCGGCCGCUAAUUUCCGUUGCCAGGAUUCCACGACGAACCGGGACGAGUGGAAGAGAGAGAGAGAUUCCGCGCGACCAACCAGUCCGCGAUCGUCGAAGACGCGAUCGGGUCGUAAAUCGCUGCAACACCGUCGGCUGCCAGAAUCGCGCGUGAACGGGACAUCCGUCGAUCGUAAUUGCCCGAUCGUCGCGGAUACGGUAAUACGAGCGGGGGCGCGCGAGGAUGACUUACCGAUGAUCGCUGGACGUCGAUGAUCAACGGUAUCUCCGAAGAUGGUGUACAGAGGCAGUUUGCAAACGGACGAUCCUCGGGACGCGCCGAAGCUGGUCAGGAUUUCGCCGUUGCGCGCCAGCAGGUCCAACAAUCCUGCAACGAAUGCUCGUGUCGUCGGCUCCGUGAACGGGCCGACGUAUCACGGCCCGUUUAUGUCGGCGAUCGACGUUCAACGAGCCAAAUUGAUCGAAGAAAGACGGCUGGGCCGCGAAAGGGACAUCGAGACCGUGGAGAAGGUGAUCGCGAGGACGACCGGGUUGAAGGUGGGCGCGCCGAGACUGCGGAACAUCGGUCAGAUACGAGAUACCGUGUUCGUCGAUCCGACUCUGAUACCGAUGGAGAAAAUCGGUCGGAAGGAGCGAGACCGGCCGAGGACGAUAGCCGUGGACGGCUCUCCUCGAAACACCAGAACGCCCAGCUCCAUGUUGGCCGAUCUGAAGGACCUGGAGAGGCUGAGGAACACGCCGCCGGCGCAGAGAUGUCCCAGGACCUCGGCCAAGGCCGACGCGAGGUAUUCGGCGGCGAACAAGAAAGCCGAGCUGUCGAACUCGGCGAAGAUUCGAUCGGAUAUAAUAAAGAUACAACAGAUGUUCCAGGCGUCGGACGGCUCCGCGCGAACGGUAAUAAAAUCGAGCGAGAAGAGAACGGACAAGAGGAACGAGUCGGAGAGACAGGAGAAGCGAGCGGGAACGGAAAUUAAUAAAACGAGGCUACUGGCUCAGAAGCUGCUGGAGGCGUCGCGGACUAAUCGGGAGUCGCUUAAGGAUCGCUGCAACAACAACCCAAAGAACUGCUCCACGAAUAAAGCGGCGAAAGAAGCGAAAGAAACGAACGGUAGGAUGUCGAGUAGAACGACCGCGCAAAAGAACGGUCUCUCCGCGGAUUCCAAACAUCCGAAGGAAAAGAUUUCGACGGAGGAAGCGCAGCCGCGCCCCCCUGCGCGGAAAAGAAAAGAAUCGAGAAACAGGCUCGGCCGUGACGCGAACGAAGACGAAAUCGGCAGAAACGAUUUUCGGGAGAGCUCCGGAAACGUUGGGAUCGGGAGGGACGAGGUCGACUCGAACGUUACGGAGGAACGCUCGAACGCCGUAAACGCGGGGGAGGACCCGAAAACGAGGACCAGGGAGCUGGACAGGCCGGAUAUCCUGGACGGUUUACUGAAGGAAUCCGACAGGCAACUGGCCGACUUGAAAUCCGAUUUGAACGUGCGGGGAAGACCGCGCAGCCACUGGAGAGGAUUCGUGCAAUCCAUGAGGCUGCACGACGUCGAGCUGCACUCGGAUAGCGAGGAUCAAAAGAAAGACCUGAACCUAUGGAACAAAAGCAUCAGUCAGCGAUGGAGGAAGCUGAGGAGGAGGUGUUCCGUGCAGGAGACGUCCGAGCCACAAGAGGCACUGAUACAAGGCGGAACGACCCAGGGGGUUAUCCAAGCGGUAAGAUCCAGUCCGGCCAGCAGAGAAUCUUCGCCGGCUGCGAAGAGCCUUCAAGAUGGCAAUUCGCCGAAAAAGCUGCUACAGACUAGCUCUUUGAGGCUGCCAGGCACCACUAAGGGAAUAGCGGACAUUCAGAACGUCCUCCGGAGCAAGUUCAGCAAGAUAAACGCCGGGAUCAGGAAGAGAAAGGCUUUGAGCGUGACCGAGGUGUUCUCGCAGAAGGACAACAACGCGUCCAACUUCUACGUACCCAGCCCGCUGACCUCGUCGUCCAGCCAGAACUUCGACGGCGAUUACGAUUCCAGCGAGCCGACGUCUUUACCUCCGUACCCGUUCCACGACAAUCUGGAGACCCUGGCGGAGGGCAGCGCGCCGAAUUCUCCGAACUGCAACAGCCCUUUGACCAGCAGCGACAAGACGUUCGCGUACUCGCAGAACAGCAGCAGCUACGACUCGCCUGUCCACAGUCACGAUCGCAACCGCAAGGACAUCUACGAGAACGUGGUGUACGCCGGCAGCUCGUCGCCCGGUUGUUUUCCCAGGUCUAGGGGAAUAUUGCAGCGCAGCAACUCCGAGAACCGCGACGCCGUCAGAAAUCACGAUCAUUCCUACGAGAACGUACGCUACCAACGAGGUCACAGGUCGGAGGUGACGUCGGCGGUCACCAGCCCGCAAUCGGACAGACAUUUGGCGAGGAGCAACUCCGAAACGAGGGAUCAUCAUUCUUACGAAAAUGUCCACUUCCAGAAGAAUGGGAAGGGUCGGAAUCGGUCCGAGCCGGCGUUCGACGAGAUUCAUAUACCGAGGAUCGCUCCCAGAAAGAGGGUGACGGACUUCAAAGUCGGCGGACAGGUGAACAACUACUCGAGCGGAUCUGGAUCCGGCGGUGCGAGCAAAGAGGACGGACCGUCUAGUUUGGGCGCCGAGAAGAGCCCUGGGAAAAAAACUACGAGGAGAUUGAACAGCAGAAGCGUCGCCAACAUUCCUAGUUCCUCCGGUUCUGGUUUGAAAACUUGGCAAGGUACGCAAGACACGGACGAAGGCCUGAAUACCGACUCGGAACUCGAAGACAUCGACGAAGCUGGCGAGGGCGAAGAGUCGAGAUUCUGCACCCUGCCGAGGCCGGGCAAGGGUGGCGCGUCAUUCACGAUACUGACUGCCAGAUUCUAUAAGGGUCCUGGGCACAAAGGACUCGGUUUUAGUAUCGUCGGCGGUACCGAUAGUCCCCGAGGUACCAUGGGGAUUUACGUGAAGACGGUCUUCCCUAACGGGCAGGCUGCCGAUCUUGGCACUGUGAAAGAAGGGGACGAAAUUUUAUCGAUAAAUUCGAAACCUCUUCACGGGAUGACGCACGCCGAAGCAAUCGCCGAGUUCAAGUCCGUGAAAGCUGGCGACGUGGUUCUGCACGUUGGGCGACGAGUGAACAAAAAGAAAAGGGACUCCUUGACCCUACCACCUGUAGCUCCUCCGGCGCCUCGUCAACAAGUCCAGUGAACGACGGAUCGUUUGCUCCCACAUUCCGCGCGAAGGCGUGCUACGCGAUUCUGCAGCGAAGAAGCGGCGGCAAGGCAAACUCUCGGCUCUAGCGAGUGCGCGAUGGCAUGUGCUCCGCGGAUGCUAUCCACCUGCGAGCAAUAUCGUUUAUUAUUGCUGGCAAUAAUAAGAGCGGGACCGCGUUGGCAUUGCGCCGCGACGAGUUUGCUUCGACACUGGUUGUUUUCGAUUACGAUAGAGAACGGCGGCGAUGUUUCCAGUUCAGAAUCGUAUCGUUCUUACGCGUUGUUCGUUUUCGAAUGUUUCAAGAGAAUGUCCAGAAGAGGUUUCCGUUACGACCACGAUAUUCGCGUUUGUCGAGCACCGCGCUCUCGUUUCGACGGUGUCGGAGAAAUUGCCGAUCGAGGCUGCUCCGAUGCGAGCUGCCAAUGCGUUACGCGAUCGCCUAUAGCGUAAUCGUAAUCCGAUCGAUUCGAUGUUCAAAAUUCGUUGAUAGACGAGUAAAAUAUCGUUAUCGUUGCGGCGAGCGUUUCGAAUCCGUCCGUCUCGAUACAGCUAAAUCGAUCGCGACGGCUCGAUGCUUCGAUUUCACCGAAGUUUUUCUCCAUUGCUCUCAUAUCGGGGCGAUUUCAAUGUUCGAACGAUAAGAGCGAAACGAGGCGAGCGUUUCGAGCAGCUGCGAACGGAUCAAAAUUCGAUGUAAUCCUAUAAUCUGGUAUGUGUAUUCGUAAUCGAUGUACCGCUGUAUUUAUCGAUAACUCCUAAUCGUUUUCUCCGGUAAUAUUCGAAGCCACCGUGUAUAUUAGCGUAAACGGAUUGCUCCAAGGAUCCGAAUUUCGUAUACUCCCUUUCUCGUGUAUCGAAUUUUAACGAAAGAUGUAUUUUUCGAGACGACGAUCGAAUUUUCUAGACUGCUCCACGAGAGAACGAUCUAUAUUUUAAUAAAUGAUUCGCGACGUCGAAUCGAAAUGUAAACGUACGCGGACGAGAAACGAUCGGGGAGCACCUCUCCCGUGGCUCGGCGACCGAACAGAUUUAUUUUUGUAAAACAAGGAUCGAACGAACGAAAGGAACCGCGCAAGCGAGCGAGUUAUCAAACUACUACACAUGUAUAUCGUAUAUCCGGAUGGUCGAUCGCGGCGAAUCGACGAAGCUCUGCAACGGCCUGAUCGAAACGGGGGGCGGCGUGCAACGUGAUCGGCCGAAGUUUUCCGCGUUGCCGCGAGUGAGAAACGAAUUAUUUUUUAAUUACCGCAUAGAAUUUAACGAUGAUCGCCCAAAGAUAAAGUCCAAAAAAUAUUUUUACUACGAGACGAUUGCGACAGGAUGAGAAAGACGAUGAAACAGUGCAUAUCUAUAGAACUAUAUAUUUUGACGGAACCAGCGAGACGCGUUUAAUUUAAGGCGAGAAAUGUUAUUAGUAUCUAGUCCAUGUGUAAUAUUUCAUUUCUAGAUAAAGUCUUCAAUCCACUCGAUCCUUUUUUCUUUAUUUUAUAGCGAUAUUAUCAGAGGAAAGAAAACGAGAAAAUCUAUAUAUACAUAUAUAGUAUAUAUACACGUAUGCGUACAUAUGUGGUGAGAUAUACAUAUAUAUAUACACAUAAUUAUAUAUUUCUUAUAUCAACUUUUAAAGAUAUCGAAGCAGCCAACGUAACAAGCGACUAAUCGUUAAAUUAGACUUAAGGUGUCGUGUUUCCGCAACCUGAGCGGAGAAAUUAAUUCUAACAACGAGACACGUUUUCCUUUUUGUUUCCGAGCGCCGAAUCACGCUCGCGACGUUUCUUUAUCCUUCCAUCCUCCAACGAGGAGUCGGCAUCGCGGACGAAGAACGCGUUUGCAGCAACUUUCUUUGUCUUCCAUGGAUCGAAGCGACGAUAAUUAAGUUAGAAUUAAUCACUCCAGGGUGAGAACGCGCGUCGAUCGACGCAAGAACAACCACGAUUCGUCGAAAGAGAGAAAGAGAGGGGGUGAGAGAGAGAGAGCGAGAGAGAGAGAGAGAGAGAGAGAUGGAGGGGACCGGACGAACGAAGGGGAUCGAACUGUUGUCUUUUUGGCUUUAUUGAUUCAUCUUCCACGUUACGACGAUGUUACAAUGAUUGGCGAUUACAAAGAUUCCUCUGUAAAACUUUCUUUUCUCGUACAAUUGGUCCACGGUUUUUGAUACGGUUUUUGAUCGGAAGGAACUUAAUUUGCUCCGUUUGCGCCGAUUCGACCGGGGGAUCCGGAUCGAUCGUUCGACCAGCGAGUCGAUAUCUGUCCGAUCGGAGACACCGAACGAUCUACGAUAUCACGAUACAAUUCUUUUGUAUGCGCGCGGCAAAUUAUACAUACCUCCCAGAAAACGAACAGUCCGGAGACUCCAUCGACAACGUUCACGCGCGCAGUGUUUCGCUGGCGAGCGCACGAACCACUCGAUAAUGUUACUGUAUUUUCUACUUGCUAUGCGGGCUCGAACGCAAAUAAAUAGAUCGUAUAAUGGA